AUGCCAACAUACAUCGUCAAAGCCCCGCCCGGCCUGACGGCCGCACAGAAAUCAACGAUCGCCCAGGCAAUAACCGACCGGCACCACGAAGCGACGGGUGCGCCACGGUUUUUCGCGCAGGUCGUGAUCGAGGAGGACGGGCCAGCACAGGAACGCCACCUCGGCGGCGUGCCCGCCGCGUCUGCCAACACGAAGGGACAUAUCUGGGUCCACGGCAACAUUCGGUCCGGGCGCAGCAAGAGCGUCAAGGAGACACUAGCGCUCAGCAUCAUGCGUGAUAUCGCGCAGAUCGCGGACCUCAACGAGGCCUUCGUCUGGGUCUACCUCAGCGAGAUCGCGCCGACGAACAUGGUCGAGUAUGGCCGCGUGCUCCCGCCGCCUGGGGGCGAGGAGGACUGGUUCGCUUCGCUGCCGUACGAGCUGGCGGCGCAGCUCGAGUCUAUGGGAACGACGAGGGGCAACUUUGUGCUGUGA
Messenger RNA from Vanrija pseudolonga, 474 nucleotides. RefSeq lists its product as uncharacterized. The record is from RefSeq and is a predicted model, not a curated record. The transcript has a single exon. Lineage: Eukaryota; Fungi; Basidiomycota; Tremellomycetes; Trichosporonales; Trichosporonaceae. Bases 1 to 474 code for a protein of 157 amino acids.